Octopus sinensis (East Asian common octopus) is the source of this 1137-nucleotide messenger RNA. Its product is annotated as collagen alpha-4(VI) chain-like. The record is from RefSeq and is a predicted model, not a curated record. The annotation marks the transcript as partial. NCBI's taxonomy places the organism in Eukaryota, Metazoa, Mollusca, Cephalopoda, Octopoda, Octopodidae. The transcript has 5 exons.
GCGAAAAAUAUGAAUGGGAUGAUUGUAAGAACGCGCGAGCUGAGAUUGUGUUCAUAAUUGAUGGCUCUCGCAGUAUUCACCCGACUGCUUUCAAAGAACAGAUAACAUUUCUGAAAAGUUUUGUAGAUCAUUUUGAAAUCGGAAAGAAUGGUAUGCGAUUUGGUGCUGUAACGUUUGGUGAUAAGAUUAUUAAGGAUAACACUUUCGGUCUGACCCAGUACGCCAGUAAAGAUCAACUGAAAAAUGGCAUAUCCAAUAUUGAUUUCAAACCUGAUGACGGUGACAGCACAGAAACAUAUUUAGCCAUCAAAUAUGCUCAUGGAAUAAUAUUCAAAGAUGCCCGACCUGAUAUUAAGAAAAUAGCUAUUGUGAUCACAGAUGGACAAUCGACGGCGCCGAAUAAGACAGCAGAACAAGCGAUGAAGAUGAGGAAGGAAGGAAUACUGAUAUUCGCCAUUGGUGUGGGAAAAGAUGCUUCAAAGAAAGAAUUGCUUACAAUCACUGGUAGAAACGAUUAUGUUUUCAUGGUAGAUAAAUACUCCCUGUUGAAAACCGUUAGAACGGAACUGAGAAAGUUAACCUGUAAUUCAGAUAAAGGUUGUAGGGGAAUGGUUGACAUAAACUUCGUGUUUGAUUCCUCUGUAUGGGUUACGAAGAUACACACAAUAUUACUACCUUCAUUAAGAAGUCAGUCACAGACGAGUAUCUUGAUAACAAAAAAGUCCUGUUUGGUAUGAUUACUGGAAAGUGCCAGGCGUUGAAAGAUUUCUACUUAAACACUUAUCAAACCAGAACUGAAAUAAUGAAACACCUCGACAUCUUCCACAAAACGAGCAUCGUAUCUCUUCUACAAAAAGUCAAAAAUGUAUCUACUAUGACUAAAUAUGGCGCCCGCAACAGAGCACGUAAAGUGGCAGUUAUUUUCUUAAAAGGAAAACUAAGCGAACCACAAGGAGUAAUUACAAAUGCGAAGGUUCUAAGUAAAAACGGUAUCGAAGUGUUUGUAAUUAAGAUGGAUGAUCUGAAUUCGGAGAAGACUUUGACAAGCAUUACCAGACAACGUAAUAUUCUGGACGCCACCGAGAUAAAAAGUAUGGUGCAACUGAGCAGCGAAUUCUUAAACCGACUUUGCAAGCG